This is a messenger RNA of Penaeus monodon (black tiger shrimp), 600 nucleotides long. Its product is annotated as transcription elongation regulator 1-like. NCBI's taxonomy places the organism in Eukaryota, Metazoa, Arthropoda, Malacostraca, Decapoda, Penaeidae. The record is from RefSeq and is a predicted model, not a curated record. The coding region runs from base 1 to 600 and encodes 199 amino acids. The transcript is spliced from 4 exons.
AUGUCUGACGACGAGUCGGAGGACGAGCUGGAGGCCGAGUCGGAGGCCGAGCCGCAGGCCGAGCCGGAGGCCGAGCCGGAGGCCGAGCCGGAGGCCGAGCUGGAGGCCGAGUCGGAGGCUGAGUCUAAGGCCGAGCCGGAGGCCGAGUCGGAGGCCGAGUCGGAGGCCGAGCCGCAGGCCGAGCCGGAGGCCGAGCCGCAGGCCGAGCCGCAGGCCGAGCCGGAGGCGGCCUUGCAAGAUUGCAGGGGCGCGAGCGCACACCAGAUUAACGGGCAAAUAAAGCGAAUGGCCUAUGCCAGGCUACCAGGAUCAUUAUCGAAAGCAGACGUGUCCAAGACGCUUUCGUCUGAAUCUCAGAGGAAUCGCAAGACAAGGAAAUUGCUCUUAAAAUGCUGUCUCUCUGAUGCACAUUUAGUCCCAAAAGCUAAGGGCCCAGAAGCAACCUCUGCAAUAUUGCAUAUCUUGCACAGGAAAAGUAGCAUUACAAAACAUUACAAAAGCCUUGUAAGGCGUGAGAUGAGGCCAGAGGUCCCGCGCAGAUGGCGCUGGCUUGAGACGUGGCCGGUUCUCAAAGGCACCGACGACGUGACCCUGAUCUAA